Molecule: messenger RNA, 1092 nt
Organism: Akanthomyces muscarius
Lineage: Eukaryota; Fungi; Ascomycota; Sordariomycetes; Hypocreales; Cordycipitaceae
Exons: 1
Coding region: 1-1092 (363 amino acids)
Source: RefSeq, a predicted model, not a curated record
AUGGCAGCCAAAGCAAGAAUCAUCAAAUGCACUGGAUCGCCGUAUGAAAUUGGCUUCAGCCAUGGCUCUUCUGCAUCAGAUGAGAUCCAUGGCAACAUUGGCUUGUACGCCGAUUUCUUCCAAGACAGGGCCAAAAUAAACUGGGAACAGGCCCGGGAGCGAGCUUCGGCGUACAUCCCCUUGCUGUCCGCCAAGUAUCCAGAAAUCCUCGAGGAGAUGAAAGGCAUCGCAGACGGCGCCGGUAAGGGCCUGUCCAUGGAGGACAUUCUCACUCUGAACGCGAGGAGCGAGCUCGGGCUCACCAACUUUGCCGACGGCUGCACCUGUAUCAGCCAGCAAGGCCCAGAAGGACGCAUCUUUCUCGCGCAAAACUGGGAUUGGCUCGUAGUCCACCUCGUUGUUCUGCACAUUAUCCCAAGCGACUCGUCUCUACAGAUGCAAUUCAUGUGCGAGGCCGGGCUCGUGGGCAAGAUUGGGCUCAACUCGGCAGGUGUGGGCACGCUGCUCAACGGGAUCCUCGCCGGCGCGCAAAGCCAGGACAAGUUCCCCAUUCAUGUCCUCCUGCGCCGCAUCCUGCAGUUCGCAUCCACCUUUGACGAAGCCCUUGCCAUCGUCGAGGAGUACGGCCUCGCAAGCACCUGCAACAUUAUGAUUGCGGAUGCCAACGGCAAGGCAGGCAGCAUCGAGUGCUCUCCCCACGGCAGCACGGUGAUCCCCCCGCGCGGGGAGACGUUCCCGUUUGUCGGGCACACGAACCAUCUAUAUGCGACGAACCGCCCGCUCGCUGCCGUGGACCACCCAGAGGAGAACUCGUUUGCCCGGUUGGCUAGGAUGGAUGAGCUGACGAGACACGACACCGAAAAGGGUGUGCAACCGAGCUUUGCCAGCAUACGAACGAGGCUGUGUGAUCAGCAGGGCUCUCCGGAUUCCAUCUGCCUGGGGAAGCCGAGCGAUGACGCCGUUGGCAUGGACAAGGUGACGACUGUCAGUACCGUCAUCAUGGAGUUGAGCAGCAAAGUCGCCCAGUUGACAUUGGGAAGACCGUGCGAGAAUUUACCUAUCCUUGAGUGGACGAUGAGCGGUCUGCAUUAG